UGAAGGGGAGACCUAAUCUUGUUGAUGGGGCUUUUCUCUUGAUCAAGGCUUUUUCACUGUUGGAGGUUUUUCCCUGGAGUGUGGUGUUACUUUGCCUGGGGCCUUUUUGCAUUUUCGGCUUUUGCAUCCUUCCUGCUUGGUUCUUGAACUUGCACUUUUGUUUUGCUCCAAAUGGCUCCUGCUCUCCCGUCCAUCUUUGUGCCUCCACCUUUGAACCGUUUCCCAUGUGGAAGGAAGAACCUGCGGUCCAUGUAUCUCUGAGCAGCUAUGAAAAGGCUUCCUGAAAAACACAAAACAACAACAAACACCCCAUGUGUCCCAACUCACACGAUCUUACCCACCAGAGAGAGGAGCACAUCCUGGCAGAUACCAACAUUCUGCGGGUGGACGCACGUCUGGCACAGUCAUUGAGCUCACUUGCUGUCCAGAGGAAGCCAUGCAGGCUGAAGACGGAUACAUGACCUUAAAUAUUAAAACUCAGAAACCAGCAGUGACCUCAGAUGACCCGACAGCCUCUUCUUGGUGGCGUGUGAUGGCGUUGACUUUGCUGACCUUGUGCAUGGGGAUGGUUGUUGGGCUGGUGGCUCUGGGGAUUAUGUCUGUCACACAGCAAAAUUACCUGCAAGCUGAGAAGGAAAAGCUCUCGGGAACUCUGCAACGAUUGGCGAGGCACUUCUGCCAAGAUUUACUCAAACAGGCAGAAAAAAAAGGAAGUGUCAACCACAAAUGCAAUCCCUGUGAUCCAAACUGGAGGUAUUAUGGAGAUAGCUGCUAUGGAUUCUUCAAGCACAACUUGACGUGGCAAGAGGGUAAGCAGUAUUGCUCCGACGUGAAUGCUACUCUUCUGAAGAUUACCAGCCGGAACAUUCUGGCAGGUGUCUCAGACAUGCACGAGGAAGAAAUAUACACCUCUCUUCAGUGGGAUAAUCCACCACCAAACUCUUCCCAGAAAUGUGCGUGUUCCCACACCUGUUCAGGAGCAUGGCGUGUCGUGAUGGUGAUUUUGUGUAUUUCCUGCAUGGGAUUAUUGGCAACAUCCAUUUUUUUUGGCAUCAAAUGGUUCCAGGUGUCCAUCAUGGCAAUGGAGCAGCAAGAGAAACUGAGCCAACAGGACAGAGCACUGUUAAACCUCACCCGGUGGAAGAGUAACCCUCUGCUUCAGAGGCAGCACUGCCAGGCUCUCAUACAAAACUGUCUCAAUUCAGUCGAGAAAUGCAGUGCUUGUCCAGAAAAUUGGAUUAAGAAUGGAGAAAGUUGCUACUAUGUCUUUACAAAUUGGAAAACUUGGCUUGCCAGUCAAGAAUAUUGUUGGAAGACAGGUUCCAGUCUUCUACAUAUAGACAACAAAGAAGAAAUGGAUUUUAUCACCAGCAAGAUUGAAAGGAGCAUGGGUUAUUGGGUAGGGCUCUCCCAGGAUGAAGUCCGCAGAACUUGGCUUUGGGAAGAUGGCUCCCCUCCUUCCUCUGAUCUGUUGCCAAGACACCAGCCCCAGUCAACUAACCAGGUCUGUGGAUACCUCAAAAGCAAUUCCCUGUUUUCAAGCAACUGCAGCAGCUGGAAAUAUUUGAUCUGUGAGAGACGAGCAUAGGAUCCUCCAUCUGAAAGAAACAGGGCUUAAAGUGAUCUUGAUACACUUGUAUAUUGAACGCCAUGGAAAAACCUGUUCAGAAAGCCCAACAGCAAACAGCAGUAACCUGACGUGCAGGCUGUGAAAUCAGCUACCUAUGACCCAACACUUGGUUUUGUAUUUACAUUUGGUGAUGUUCCUCAGUCCCUUCCAGAUUUCAUUUGAUGUUGUUCAAAUUGCCAAGAAUAAAGCUGAUGUAGAGCUAUGGAGGGUAAAACCCUGUAGCACUGAGAACAAAUGGAGGAAAUCCUUCCUGUUUCAUAGAGUCUAAGUGGCUGUCGAGUCCACCUAGAAAUCCAUAAGUGACUUGAGGAGUUGAUGCAGUGAUAGCUGAUUGGUAUUUUUUAAAUAACCAAAUAAACUUGAUCUUUUAAGUGCACAGUCUGCCAGAUCUUUCUAUACAUUUUCUGAGCUCCCAGGCACUAUAUUA
This is a messenger RNA of Oryctolagus cuniculus (rabbit), 2057 nucleotides long. RefSeq names its product C-type lectin domain family 1, member B (gene CLEC1B). Gene Ontology annotation, biological process: signal transduction; receptor-mediated endocytosis; platelet formation. Lineage: Eukaryota; Metazoa; Chordata; Mammalia; Lagomorpha; Leporidae. Gene Ontology annotation, molecular function: transmembrane signaling receptor activity. Gene Ontology annotation, cellular component: plasma membrane; cell surface. The record is from RefSeq and is a predicted model, not a curated record.